Ruditapes philippinarum (Manila clam) is the source of this 5108-nucleotide messenger RNA. RefSeq lists its product as uncharacterized. The coding region runs from base 87 to 2780 and encodes 897 amino acids. The record is from RefSeq and is a predicted model, not a curated record. NCBI's taxonomy places the organism in Eukaryota, Metazoa, Mollusca, Bivalvia, Venerida, Veneridae. The transcript is spliced from 5 exons.
ACAGUCAUAUAUCAUGUGCCUGGAAAGUUAAGAAUGUUAUAUAAUAAUAUAUCUACAUGUAUUACAGGAAACAUGUAUGAUGCGUAAUGGCGCAUUAUAUAUCAAGACUGUCGAAGGAGAAGUUUUCUGAAUAUCUGAAGCUUGGAUUAGCCCUGAAAAUAACAAAAGAAGGGUUACAAGGCAUCGUUAAAAAAGAAACAAAUGAUUUCCAUUGCAUUAUUCUUCAGGAAUUAAUUGGAAAACAGCUUUGUUCAGAAUGUCGAAUCGAAAACCUUUUGGAAUGUCCUUCAACCGGGCUCUGCUCACUAAAACAUUGUUCCUUCCAUAGCUUAUCUUUGAGACAACUACGCCGAUGUCCAAAUGGCAGCUGCAACAUCAUUAGAGACAAAAUCAGAGAAAAUUUCAGAUAUAAUAAAUCAAGCAUACCAGAACCAUCUUGGAGCAAUACAAAUGCCCAACUGUGGACUACAAACGCUUUCCAAGUGAUGAAAUGUUAUUUACCUAGGAGCAAGUAUCAGGGGAUAGGGAAAAUAGAAGAUGUUGACUUGAAUGGCCUUAUCAAUGUUAUUAUAAACAACAAGAGGUUUGAUAAGAUCCUUUCUGAUGACCUUAUUGAAAAGGACAACAGUUAUAUCAAGGUUUUGGAAAUUGAAAAAUACUAUCGCAACUGUGACAGUCUUACGAUUUCAGAUUGGCAGUUCACAGAGCAUUUAAAAGAAAUGAUAAAACUACUAAAAGGAACAUCAGUAUUAAUGCAUAACCAAGGAGCACAACAAGCUGUAACUAAGCUCGAACAGAUUAAAUCAGAUACAUUGAUUGUCAACACACAGACACUUACUGAAGUUUUAUCCGAAUUGAUACUUUCAAUAACAAAAGAUGACGAGGAAAAGGCAAGACGAAGAGGAAAGCAUAAAAAGAGAAGCAUUCAAAAAAGUACGACCAUACCAAAAUUAAGGUUAAAUCUGCUUUCUGGAUGCCAUGACAUAUUUUCACGAGACCACAGAAACAUUAAACUUUGUCAGCUAGAAUCGAUUAUUUCAAAACUACGCGGAACGAUCCACGAACUUCAAGAGAGCGUGAAAAAAACGAAAAUGUCAGAGAACAAGGAAAUGGAUAGUGGCGCCACCCAACGUAAACGUAUAAAGUAUGAAGCAAACGACACAACCAUGCAAUCUUUGUUUCCUGAGAAGUCUUACGACGAAUUAAAGACCGACCAAGUGAAGACUGAUUGGGAACAAUGCCUUUGUAAAGAUACAGAGUUUUCCAAGAAAAUAGCUGAACGUCUUAUAAAAAGUCGUUAUUUCCCUGAACAGCAAGCACUUAAUGAAAUUUGUAAAAAGUUUGGCAGAGAAGAGAAAUUAAUAAAGACUAUUUGCACUGAACUUGCUGCAUCAAUCAAAAACAAAUCUGAAAAGAUUGUUCAGGUUAUACCGUCGUAUUAUAAAGAGAGUGAUCAAAGUGAGAAAAUUAUAUUUGUAAUUUGCACCAAAGCAGCUUUAUCUCGAGCAGAAAUGGGAACAGUAAAACAGUACUCACAUAAGAUAAGACCAAUAGGAGAAUACAGUUUAGAGGGACAAGAAGUUUUACAAAACAAACUGUUUAUGGAACAAAAUCUGAAGCUAAAGGAAUUAGAAAAUCUAAAGAAAUGUAUAAACAAACACGCUGAUAUGUUGCUAUCGAAACACAGACAAUUAUCUAUUAUUGCACCGAGCGCUUUGAGGUCGAAAUUCUAUGGAACGAGUAAGGCUACGAUCAUUCGAGAACCUUGUAUUGUUCUCUUUGUUCAUACAAAGAAUUACAUACCUAUUGAUGAAGAACCUUUCGAUGACCAUUAUGAAGGUAUUCCGAUAGAUGUUAGGGAGGGCGGCUUCAUGACCCAUCCAAGAAUCCCUUCCGGCGGAGAAAUAUCUGAUGGUUUGAAGAUGGGUUGCAAUAUAGGAAGCGUAGCGUGCGAAAAGUUUGGAACACUUGGUGGAUUCAUAGAACAUCCGAAAUACGGUCUUUGUGGUUUAACAUGUGCACACGUUCUGUUGAGCAACGAGUGGAUGGGUGAUUUAAAACAACAUGGCUCGAUGAAGUGGCCAACAUUUCAUCCUGUCGAAGGUGUUACUCAUCCAGGUGGAACAGCAAAUGUAGUAGGGCGACUCGUUGAGGCUGUUUAUACCAAAGGUCAAUCUGAACAGAGUGGAAUGGAAAUCGCCUUGUUCCAGAUAGAAGAACACCGUCCAAGCUCAGGAAAGUUUCAUGGAAAUGACGAUAUGGCAUUUGAUAGUGGAAAAUCACACGAUGUGUCUGUAUUAAAUGAUGUACCCGUUGUUAAACUUGGAAGCACAACACAUAAAACCACCGGACAGUUUAUCAUGAAAGAACCUGCAACUACGGUAAGAACAUUGACAUAUCGGGCUAAUGUUGGGAACCAUGAGAUUACUUUACACAACCAGCUAGAGGUGAUGCCACAUAAGUGGUUUUCAAAAGGGAAUAGAUUCUCAAAGCCUGGGGACUCCGGUUCUCUCGUUUUCAUGGAAAGAUCAGAUGAAUAUAUCUGCGUGGGUAUGGUCGAAGGUGGAACAUCUUACGGGACAUCCAUUGUUACACCCAUUUUACCUAUACUCCAGGCGUGUGGAGUCAAUUCAUUAAAAAGUUUUGAAACUGCUAACUUAUAUAAACAUCUCAGUAAUCUUACGAGCACAGUAACGAAAAUGAAAUCGGAUAUGGAUCAACAUUUUCCUCUAAUAAUGCAAAUGUACGAAGAGAUGAAAAGGAGAAAGGACAAUCAAUGAAUCACUUUUUUUCAAUAAUUCACUCACUUGUACUUUGAGACUUAAUAGAUUAAAUUCUUACUCUUCACUCGAUAAGCGCUGAAACCCUCUUAACGGAAGAACAUAGAUUUACUCUACCAUGUUUUUGGAACUGUUCAUUUAAAUUUAAAAGCAGCCACGCCACUAUUUUUGUUUAUUUUCAAUGAAAACUUGAAAUUGUUUAGAUCAAUAAAACUGAUGUUAAUGAGAACAAAUUAAUUGAUCAUACUCUAACUUAUAAUGCACUUUGUAUCCAAACACUGAAACAGAUUGUCUUAGAUUAGUCAAACAUGCAUAUAUGCAGAAAUUAUCUCGCUUCAUAAGGAAAGUUGUAAAUUUAUGGUAACAGAAAUUACACAUUCUGUCAUUUUUUUGCACAUUAAAAAUAUUACCUUUACUUGUAUUUUAAAUAUACAUGUAACAUAUAUGUCUAGCAAUUCAUUUCAAUACACUAAAGGACUAAAUGCUACUUAAGUCGAUAAAUGCAAGAUAAUGUCCAGUCAAGUCAUGUACAAACAAUAUAAUGUCAUUAUUUUUAUGCAAACAUUAUCUGUAUAGUAUUGUGUUUACCUUGUUAGCUCAAUGGCGUCCGAGAUCACCAAUCUUUCAUUCAUCAACACUUUUUAAAACAACAUCUACUGUUAUUACUAAGUUACCUUGUUUUGAAAAAUGUGGCUAUAUUUAACAGUAGAGAGAAAGAAAGUUAUGGAUUUUGUUAUUUACUUUAUGUUCAUAUUUUUUACUAUCUUCGUUUUAUAUUUUAAAGUGACAUCAUGCUCAUUUUAUCUUUGUGAAGCUGAGAUAAAUUAGUUGUAUAUUUCAAAAGAUUGACUACUUAAUUGCAAUUGAACAAUAAUAAAUAUAUAAAUGUUUAGAAAUAAAUUAUGAAAACUGCCUAAAUAUAAAAAAGGAAUGACCCACACUUUUAUAAAUUGAGUUAUACCUAUUCUUUCCAAAUGAUAUUUAUAUAUAUUGGAUCAAAACAUAGUUAGGUUUUAGAGUUAGGUAAAAAAAGGGUUGUUGAUUACUAGUAUUCUUGUGAUGUUUAUUAUUGAAAACAGUUAUAACAAAAGAUAAAGUUUUUUUUUUAAUUUAACUUGAACACUCGCCAAAAUAAUGAUAUUUUCACCUGAUAAUAGUUUCAAGAUUUGAGUUUUUUAUUUCUCAGAACAAGUAUGAAUAUUAUUACAACAGCAUUCAUGUAGUCAAUUAUUAGAAUAUGUAUGUACAGUAAUGUUUAAAACAUAGUCAAAACGUGAAUACGCUUCAAAGAUAUGUGGCAAUCUUAACGAAAAACGAAACAUAAGAAGUAUAUCACUCUUGAGUCUUGACUUUUCAUUAUGCGAACAAUUACCAAAAUAAAACGACAUCGCCUUAACAUUAAAGGCAGAUCAUGUUUUAUAAGUCUGAACGUGGCUUGACAACAUUUAGUAAUAACUAUUUAACAAGAAACGCAUGUUUACUUUGUUUAGGACAAUCUGUUACAUACUGUAUACUUAUCGCACAUACCUAUUUUCAUCUGAGCAUAACAUUUUAAUCCAUUAUUUGAUAACAUUGUAAGUUUUUUUUUCGAGAUUUUAAAGAAAUUAUUUCACUUUAAUUUGUGUAGUUUUUAUUCCUAAAGCUUUGUUUAACAGUAUUUUAAUUGUACUCUUUCAAUUGUCAUAUCUGUUGAUAAACCAACUCUUCACUACAAUAAUAAUUUAGAAUAGCAGCCACUUAUAUGUCGUUUAUACCUAGAAUUAUGCUUAGAAUUAUGUAUAUAAAGUUGUACAAAUAUUUAUAAAACCUGCCGUCUGUGCUUGUCCUGCUAAAGGUUUUUAAGUCGUCUUGUUACAUUUGUUUUGUUUAUAUUUAUUAUUGAUUUUUAUUUUUUUAUUAUAUGAUUAUAAGGAUCUUACACCAACUGUCUGUACAGACCGGACUAACUGUUUACGGCGGUAGCAAUGUUCGAGUCUCCACUAAACUGUUACCCCGAGAGCUAGAUAGUCAUCUCUGUGACGACAGCCGGUAUUGGAUUCUUUUCCUUGCAUAUCACAUAUCAACCAUAAUACAGAUAGAAAUUACGAAAUAUUUUUUUGCUUUUAGUAGCAUAUGAAUUAAAACUUUAUUCAUAACGGCAAAAUGACAUUAUUGUAAGAAGGCAAUUCAUACAUAAUCAUUGUAUGGUUUUUAUUUGUAAACAAUUGCAAAACACUUCUUUAUUUAGGUAUACUUCUUUUCCUAUAUCAUACCACUAAAAUGUUAAUUCUAAAUAAUGUUAUUUAAAUCAGAAAACACUUUCAAGUUUCGAUGAUUAAUUUUUAUAUU